Molecule: messenger RNA, 1062 nt
Organism: Vicia villosa (hairy vetch)
Lineage: Eukaryota; Viridiplantae; Streptophyta; Magnoliopsida; Fabales; Fabaceae
Exons: 1
Coding region: 1-1062 (353 amino acids)
Source: RefSeq, a predicted model, not a curated record
AUGGAAACUAAAGGCCGUAAACCGUUCUUCCUUAAUUUCAAAAAAGUACCUACACCAUUGAAGGUUUUCUGCGACAACAUUUCUGGUUCUCUCAGAUUCAUUGAGUCUCUAAACAUGCUUAUAAGUUUGGUGCGAACUAAUGUGGAUGGAGUUCUUCUCAACACCAUGGUUCAAUUCUAUGAUCCGUUACUACAUUGCUUCACUUAUAGAUAUUUUCAGUUGGUACCAUCCUUGGAAGAAUUCUCAUACUUGUUGGGGCUCCCUGUGCUCAAUCAAAUCCCUUAUACUAGUAAAGAAGAAGGUCCUAAGUGGGAAGUCAUCGCUGCUGCCCUACACUUGCCAAGAUCUGAGAUUGAAAAGGUUUGUAUUAGUAAGAAAGAGUAUUCUGGAUUACCCCUUGAUUUCCUUUACGAAAAGGCGGAGAUUUUUGCUAAAGCUUCAAGUAUGGAUGCUUUUGAAGCUGUUUUGUCUCUUUUAAUUUAUGGACAAGUCCUAUUUUACCAUUAUGACAAAAUUGUUGAUGUAGCUGCAAUCAAGAUAUUCCUUCGCAAGAAUCCCGUUCCUACCUUACUUGGUGAUUUACUACACUCCAUCCAUUUCCGAGUAUCAAAAAGGAAAGGUUGUGUCCUUGGAUGUGCUCCUCUGUUGCAUAAGUGGUUUAUUUCACAUUUACCCCUCUUCGUAAGAAAGAACGAAGAAGGUUUAACUUGGGCUCAAAGAAUUAUGAAGCUUUCUUUUGACGACAUCACCUGGUACCAAAAGGAGUUUGAAAGAACUUUGCUAUUUGAUAGUUGUGGAGAAUUCCCUAAUAUACCUCUUCUUGGCGUUUGUGGAGGAAUAACUUAUAAUCCCAUUCUAGCUCAACAUCAGUUUGGUUUUGCUUUGAAGGAUAAGCCAUGUUCCUUGUAUAUUAGUGCAGAGUAUUUCAGCUAUGAUUCAGACAAGGAAAAAAAAAAGAGAUCUCUUCAUCAAAGUUUGGUCGAAAGUAAAGAAAGUUGGUGCAAAAGAUAUAGGAAGGAGAAACUACAUGCCAUGGGACCCAUACUUCCAAUGGGUUUAUGA